UUCUGGAGUCAGAAACCACAGCCUGGGUCUCCAUGCCCACACGAUGCAAAGCAGGAGCUGCUCCUCUUUUCUCCCCUUUCAUUUCUCCUCGCCCAUUUCUCCUCUUUCUUUUCUCCUCUUUUCCUGCUCAACGGCGGCACGAAAGCAAAAGGAAACGCAUUCUCCUAGUCCAGCAGAAAUAUUCAAGGGGGUCCAAAGGCAAAGCUCUGAGAGGGAUUUAAAGGAGCGGGGUUGCUACGAGCGCGUUCCCGAUAACGGCACGAUCCCGACGCCUCCCACUAUUCCAGAACGUUCCAACACCACCCAGCAACCGUCCAACAUCCAACAACAAACGAGUUCCGCGCUUCCCAAAAUCCCGUGGGAUUUUCCCAAUGAAAACCUCGAUUAAAUCAGUUCUUGCGUUCCCAACACGGAAAAAGCAAAACCACGUCGCCAGUGCAGGCUCUAAUUCACAUCUGUCGGAGUUUGCGGUGCCACCUCACCCCGGGUCCAUCCCCACCCCAUUGUACAAAAAAAAACCAGAACAGAUCCUGGCUCUUCCCAUGGAAAUGGAACCCUUAAAAGCCCCUUCGCAAAGGAAAGCAGCAGGGAUGGGUUUGAUUUUAUUGCGAAAUCUCCGGUUCCUGUGAGACGCAAAUCAGCUCUCAGCCAUUCGCUGGUGGCGCCAGAAAUCAAACUUAGGGGAGAAGAUCAAUAAAUUAGCAAUUGCCCGGGAUUUCCCAAUCCUGCCUCGACCGUUCCCUGCAGCAGAUCAACGCUGCGUUUACAUUUCCAGUUUCCUGCCAAAAAUAGAUUUAACACCGUUCUGACAUCUCAGGGUUUUUCAAGAAACAACUCCCAGGGAGCAAUUCCAUCCAUCAGAGGAAGAGGAGGAGGGAAAGAGCCGAGGAAAAGGGAUAACAAAGUGUCCAAGAGCAGAGGGGAUGGGGUUUGUCCGUGGUUUGGGCAGGGAUUGCAUGGGGUCACCAUCAAACCCCCUCCAUCCCAACCCAUUGGGAUUGCAAUGGGGUCACCAUCAAACCCCUUCCAUCCCAACCCAUUGGGAUUGCAAUGGGGUCACCAUCAAACCCCUCCAUCCCAACCCAUUGGGAUUGCAAUGGGGUCACCAUCAAACCUGGGAUUGCAAUGGGGUCACCAUCAAACCCCUCCAUCCCAAACCAUUGGGAUUGCAAUGGGGUCACCAUCAAACCUGGGAUUGCAAUGGGGUCACCAUCAAACCAUUGUGAUUGCAAUGGGGUCACCAUCAAACCCCUUCCAUCCCAACCCAUUGGGAUUGCAAUGGGGUCACCAUCAAACCCCUUCCAUCCCAACCCAUUGGGAUUGCAAUGGGGUCACCAUCAAACCCCUCCAUCCCAAACCUUUGGGAUUGCAAUGGGGUCACCAUCAAACCCCCCCCAUCCCAACCCAUUGGGAUUGCAAUGGGGUCACCAUCAAACCAUUGUGAUUGCAAUGGGGUCACCAUCAAACCCCCUCCAUCCCAACCCAUUGGGAUUGCAAUGGGGUCACCAUCAAACCCCUCCAUCCCAAACCAUUGGAAUUGCAAUGGGGUCACCAUCAAACCCCUUCCAUCCCAACCCAUUGGGAUUGCAAUGGGGUCACCAUCAAACCCCUCCAUCCCAAACCAUUGGAAUUGCAAUGGGGUCACCAUCAAACCCCUUCCAUCCCAACCCAUUGGGAUUGCAAUGGGGUCACCAUCAAACCCCUCCAUCCCAAACCAUUGGGAUUGCAAUGGGGUCACCGUCAAACCCCUCCAUCCCAACCCAUUGGGAUUUUCUCUCCAAUGGGGUCACCAUCAGACCCACGUUCUCAUGUCCUGGUGCCACCUCUGGCCAAAUGCAGCGUCUGCAGAGCCAGUGGGAACGCUGGUGCCCACACUCCCUGCCUGUGUGCCAGUGUCCCAGAGCCGUGGGCACUGCCAGCCCCACUCUGGCUGAUCUGUGCCCACUCCCAGUGCCAGUGUGGGUCGGGUGAGUUGUGCCCAUGUCCCAGCCCCACUCUGGCUGAUCUGUGCCCGCUGCCGUGCCAGCCCGGUGGGUGAGCUGCGGGAUGAGCUGUGCCCGUGUCCCAUACCCGCUCUGGGUGCCAGCCCGGUGGGUGAGCUGCGGGAUGAGCUGUGCCCGUGUCCCAUACCCGCUCUGGGUGCCAGCCCGGUGGGUGAGCUGCGGGAUGAGCUGUGCCCGUGUCCCAUACCCGCUCUGGCUGCUCUGUGCCCAUGUCCCAUACCCGCUCUGGGUGCCAGCCCGGUGGGUGCCCUGCGGAUGAGCGGAACAGAGCCGGCCGUGGCUGCCCGACAACCGCGGCUCUUUGUCUGCCCGGGCUCCCCGCUCUGCGCGUCCAUCUGUUCUGCCUCGCUUUAAGUUCCCCUUUGAAGCUCCUGGACGAGGAUUCUCCUCUUUGUUUCGCCUCCGCUCCCUCACGAGCGGCUCGGAGUUCAGAGCCGGCCCACCCUGGCACCGAAUUGCCAAGGAAAGAAAUAAAUAAAUUCAACCCCUCUU
Molecule: messenger RNA, 2495 nt
Organism: Melospiza melodia melodia
Lineage: Eukaryota; Metazoa; Chordata; Aves; Passeriformes; Passerellidae
Product: MAGE-like protein 2
Exons: 2
Coding region: 1051-1971 (306 amino acids)
Source: RefSeq, a predicted model, not a curated record